AUAUAUAAUGCCACCCCUUCUCGCCCUUCGUCUCUCUCUCUCUCUCUCUCGAUCUCGACAUUUCUAUCUCUCUUACCAAGACAAAGACAACCUUAAACACCUAAACCAGUAAUUUCUCAUAAUUUACUCAGGAUCUUGAAAUAAUCAUGGCUGUUUUUGCAGCGUAUUUUCUGAUUUUUCUAGGCAUGACUCUUCAUUCUGAUGCUACUUAUUGUAUAUGUAAUGAUGGAUUGAGCGAUCCUGUUCUUCAGAAGAAUAUAGACUAUGCCUGUGGUGCUGGUGCUGAUUGUAAUCCAAUUCUUCAGAACGGACCUUGUUACCAACCAAACACGGUAAAAGACCACUGUAAUUAUGCAGUAAAUAGCUAUUACCAGACGAAAGGCCAAAGUGCUGGGAGUUGUAAUUUCUCAAACACAACUACUGUUACUCAGAAUGCCCCUUCAGCAGCUCCCGGUUGUGUGUAUCCAUCUAGUCCCAGUAAUAACGGACCAAGUCCGACCCCAACCCCAACCCCGACGCCACUCACACCUGGAGGAAAUCCAAACACGAGCGGCGGCCCCACAAUUCCAUUUCCCGGGUCAAAUACACCUCCCGUAUCCAAUCUUGCACCAAACGGAAUUGGCUUCGACAACGACAAUGGUACUAGUGUGACACUGAAUCGUAGCACUACCUUAAUUAUGUCCACUCUAAUUCUUUUGAUUUCAGGCUUGAUGUCUACGAGGAUCUAAUCUCACGCUUAGUAAAUAAAACAGAAUAGCUUAUGACAAAAAAAAAGUUUAAACGUCUUUUUUUCUUUCUUAAUAUACAGAUGUAUCAGAAUUUUUUGUUCAAUUAUAUUAAUUGUUGUGAUUUUGUAGUUUUGCCUAAGUCGAGAAUGCUUGAGGCUGACAUUUAGGACUAAUUUUGCAUGACGUUGGAAAGAUAGUGACUUGUGAACAAAACAUUUGGACGAAUGAAGUAUUUUCUACGCUA
Olea europaea var. sylvestris is the source of this 972-nucleotide messenger RNA. Its product is annotated as PLASMODESMATA CALLOSE-BINDING PROTEIN 3-like. NCBI's taxonomy places the organism in Eukaryota, Viridiplantae, Streptophyta, Magnoliopsida, Lamiales, Oleaceae. The record is from RefSeq and is a predicted model, not a curated record. The coding region runs from base 147 to 728 and encodes 193 amino acids. The transcript has 4 exons.